GGUAUAAAUAAUGGCACAAACCAUAAAGGCCUAAAUCACACAAGCAAGCUCGAUCCAAGAGUAACAGAGGCAGACACCGAUCCAUUCCAAACACAUUCCACUAGCGAUUUCGCAUCGAUACAUCACCAUGUCCUUCGUUUCCAAGGCCAACAACGGAGAGCAACCGCAGCUGGUCUGCGUGACCGGAGCAGGCGGCUUCAUCGGCUCGUGGGUGGUGCGGGAGCUCCUCCUCCGCGGCUACCGUGUCAGGGGAACCGCAAGGGACCCUGCGGAUAGCAAGAACGCGCACUUGCUUGCGUUGGAGGGGGCCGAGGAGAGGCUAUCCCUGUGCCGCGCUGAUGUCCUGGACUACGAAUCUCUCCGCGCCGCGUUCAGCGGCUGCCAUGGCGUCUUCCACGUCGCCUCCCCGGUGUCCAACGACCCUGAGCUCGUGCCGGUGGCCGUGGAGGGCACCAGGAACGUGAUCAACGCCGCGGCGGACGAGGGCGUGCGCCGGGUGGUGUUCACCUCCUCCUACGGCGCGGUGCACAUGGACCCCAACCGGAGCCCCGACGCCGUACUCGACGAGAACUGCUGGAGCGACUACGAAUUCUGCAAAAAAACAGAUAACUUGUACUGCUGCGCCAAGAUGAUGGCCGAGAUCACGGCGACGGAGGAGGCGGCGAAGCGGGGGCUGCAGCUGGCGGUGGUGGUGCCGUGCAUGACCAUGGGCCCGAUGCUGCAGCAGACGCUCAACUUCAGCUGCAACCACGUCGCCCGCUACCUCAUGGGCACCAAGAAGUCGUACCCCAACGCCGUCGCCGCGUACGUGGACGUCCGCGACGUCGCGCGCGCGCACGUGCUGGCCUACGAGCGACCGGGCGCGCGCGGCCGCUACCUCUGCAUCGGCACCGUGCUGCACCGCGCACAGCUCAUCGGCAUGCUCAGGGAGCUCUUCCCGCAGUAUCCCAUCACAGCCAAGUGUGAAGACGACGGCAAGCCAAUGGCGAAGCCGUACAAGUUCUCCAGCCAGAGGCUCAAGGACUUGGGCUUGGAGUUCACUCCCUUGAGGAAAAGUUUGUACGAAGCAGUGAUCUGCAUGCAGCAGAAGGGGCACCUGCCUGUCCUCGCACAAUCGCGCGCAUACUUAUGAAGAUACACAUAGAAUCUCCUCUUGCGAAAAAAAACAUUCGUGUUUCCCAGACAAAUAGACAGACAUGUCAGAAAAAAUGUCACAAGGAGCUUGGAAAUUCAGUGUGUAAUUUUUCAUUUAAACAAGUGUACGAAGCAUUCUUAUUUUAUAUUAUACAUGUAUGUAAUACUGUUAUGUGAUGAAUAAAAAAGUUCUUGCAGAUGAAUGGAGGAAAAAAGACUGAAAAUAUU
Phragmites australis (common reed) is the source of this 1362-nucleotide messenger RNA. RefSeq names its product cinnamoyl-CoA reductase 1. The transcript has 5 exons. Lineage: Eukaryota; Viridiplantae; Streptophyta; Magnoliopsida; Poales; Poaceae. The record is from RefSeq and is a predicted model, not a curated record. Gene Ontology annotation, molecular function: oxidoreductase activity, acting on the CH-OH group of donors, NAD or NADP as acceptor. Gene Ontology annotation, biological process: lignin biosynthetic process. The coding region runs from base 128 to 1132 and encodes 334 amino acids.